CCUUUGCAGAUCAAGUAUUUGUAAUUAGGAGAUAGAAAUGGCUCAAGGAACAUUAGAAGUUGUUCUUGUUAAUGCCAAAGGUCUUGAAAACACAGAUUUUCUAAAUAACAUGGAUCCGUAUGUGAUUCUCAAUUAUAGAAGCCAGAAGCAGAAAAGCAGCAUUGCAUCAGGACAAGGAUCUACACCAGAAUGGAACGAGACUUUUGUGUUCAAUGUAAAUUCUGGAGGGGCUGAUCUAAUUCUUAAAAUUAUGGACAGUGAUUAUGGAACUGAGGAUGAUUGUGUUGGAGAAGCUGUUAUACCAUUGGAAGCAGCUUUACAUGAAGGGAGGAUUCCAACUACAUCAUACAAUGUGGUCAAGGAUCAAGUAUUUUGUGGACAGAUCAGAGUCGGUCUCUCCUUUACUCGCGAGGCUCAUCGUCGUGAUCGUGGAAUGCAAGCAGAAGAAGAAAGCUAUGGUGGAUGGAAACACUCUUCAUGAUUCUUAAAUAAAUCAACCAAGUCCAUCCAAACACCCACCCUCUUUUGUUUACUCUAUAGGGAUGUGAUCUUGUAAUCAUCUUUAAUUUACUGUUUUGGUUUCAUGUAGUAUAAUAAUUAUUACUACUUACUAAUCUUUUAA
This is a messenger RNA of Amaranthus tricolor (Joseph's coat), 622 nucleotides long. Its product is annotated as elicitor-responsive protein 3-like. Bases 38 to 481 code for a protein of 147 amino acids. The record is from RefSeq and is a predicted model, not a curated record. The transcript has 5 exons. NCBI's taxonomy places the organism in Eukaryota, Viridiplantae, Streptophyta, Magnoliopsida, Caryophyllales, Amaranthaceae.